This is a messenger RNA of Penaeus vannamei (Pacific white shrimp), 4440 nucleotides long. It is a transcript of the gene Bcat, whose product is annotated as Branched chain amino acid transaminase. Gene Ontology annotation, cellular component: mitochondrion. Gene Ontology annotation, molecular function: branched-chain-amino-acid:2-oxoglutarate transaminase activity. The record is from RefSeq and is a predicted model, not a curated record. Gene Ontology annotation, biological process: L-leucine biosynthetic process; L-valine biosynthetic process. Lineage: Eukaryota; Metazoa; Arthropoda; Malacostraca; Decapoda; Penaeidae.
GGUUGAUGAUGGCUACGGUAAAGACGUGUGUCAGUUUCGCUGCGAGGAUUUCAAAUAAUUUUGCUUGGAAAAACAGAGAAGGAUCUCGAGUCUUAAGUCAUGGAGUGCGAUACCUGUCAUCAAGGACAACCUUCAAGGCAUCAGAUCUACAAAUUGAAUUUUGUACACCAGAUCAGCUGAAGAAAAAGCCAGCUGUAUCAGAUCUAGUAUUUGGACGUCAUUUCACCGACCACAUGCUGGAGAUCUACUGGGAUGAUAAGGCUGGAUGGGGACAACCAAGAAUUACACCAUUCCAUGACCUAAGGCUUCAUCCAGCUGCUAAGGUCCUCCAUUAUGCUGUAGAGUUAUUUGAGGGGAUGAAGGCAUUUCGAGGUCGAGAUGAUGAAAUCAGACUCUUCCGUCCUGACAAAAACAUGGAACGCAUGAAUCGCACGGCUGCUAGAUCUGCUCUCCCAAAUUUUGAUGGAAAUGAAUUGAUUGAAAUACUCAAAAAACUCAUCAGCAUUGAUCAAGAAUGGGUGCCCCAUGCAGAAUCCUCAAGCUUAUAUAUUAGACCUACUAUGAUAGGUACUGAGCCAACAUUAGGUGUGCAACGUCCCACCAAUGCCCUGCUCUUUGUUAUCCUGUCACCUGUUGGGCCGUAUUUCUCCAGUGGAUUCAAACCCGUGUCUCUGUUGGCCGACCCUGAGUUUGUACGUGCUUGGCCUGGUGGCUGUGGAAUGAUGAAGAUGGGAUCUAAUUAUGGACCCACUUUAGCUAUCCAGAAAAUUGCAGAGGAACGAGGUCUUCAGCAAGUGUUGUGGCUUUUUGGGCCAGACCAUAAAAUCACAGAAGUUGGAGCAAUGAACAUUAUGGUUUUCCUUGAUAAGGGAAAUGGAGAAAAGGAGCUAGUGACUCCACCCCUACAUGGGUUAAUCCUGCCUGGAGUUACCAGAGACACACUUUUAACAUUAGGAAGACAAUGGGGAGAAUUCACUGUAAGUGAGCGUGACAUUACAAUGGCUGAGGUAGUCCAAGCAGAAAGUGAAGGAAAGCUAUUAGAAAUAUUUGGUGCUGGAACUGCGGCUGUUGUAACACCAGUGGGGGAGAUCCACUAUCAGGGAAAAGUUAUAAAGAUGCCCACUUUGAAACCCGAAGAGUCUCUUGCACAGCGCUACUUUAAUACUAUCAAAGAGAUCCAGUACGGCCAUGUCUCUCAUGAAUGGAGUGUUCCUAUUGAGUGAUGAAUUCAUAUUAAAAUGUCUUAAUCUAUACAAUGCAAAAUUAGAAGUUUACUAAUGAAAAGAAUCAUAGUAAGUACAACAGUAUACUUCUGUAUUGUGUAUCACAAUCAAAAUGUUAAGAACUGAACAUGUGAUAGGCCUUAUAGUCAGUUAUGACAGCUGUAGAAUCACUUUACUUAAUUAUUUAAGUUCAAGCAAUGACAAAACAAGCAAAGGUUAGAGUAGUUGACAUAGACAAUCCACUUUGCAUAUGGUUUGGUAAGUAGUUUACAUAUACUAUGCAAAAGUAGGAUGAAAACCAUUUCAACUUUGUCAGAAUAAAUUACUUAGUUUAGAGCCUCUGAAAGUACACUUUAUAUAUAGCUGUAGAACAGAUAGAUGUGCAGAUAACUGAGGUAUUUUCUAUGCUUUAGUUUACAUAACUUGAAAUAUGGAAGGCAGCUUCACUUGAGUAAAACUAGGAAUUGUAUUUUAUUAUAAGGUGCAAAUUGUUGAAGAGGAAUUCAGGGCAAUAUUCAGCAUGGUAAUUUUAGUUCAUAUAUAUUUUUUUUAUAGUAAAUUAAUUUCAAUACAUUUGCUAGAAAUUAAAAAAUUUGUGUCCACAGAUGUGUGUAUGUGUUCAUGCGUGCAUGUGUGUGAGUGCCUGUGUAUAUGUUGUAUUUUGUUUGUUUUGUAUGCACAUUCAGAAUGCAUAUAUCAUUCUGUAGAUAAAGAAGCUCAAAUAUGCUGUGGCCCAGUAUCUUCCAGAAUAUUUGUUGCCAUACUGUUAUUGCAACUGAAAAAUCUCCCAUUAAAAACAAUGCUAAAUAUUGAUCAUACCAAGGAACAAAGACAAAAUAAAUGACCUGAGGUUCUAAAUAUUCUAGGACAUGGAUCUGUCAAAAGUAAUAAGUUGUCUUUACAUCAAUGAUUAAUCAGAGAAUCUCAUACCUAUUGCUGGUAUCAUUUAAUUGUAUACCAAAGUUGUAUUUUCUCUAAUUUAAUUCAUUAGAGAUUAGGAAUUGGAACAAGGGGCAUCAGGGAAGGUGGUUGUGAUAUAGGUAACUGUAGGGGUAACUAAGAAGACUGUUUUCAGGAAAGGUUACAGUCUUGUGGGCAUAUAUAAGGGUUUUCUUCAGAAUAUGGGUGAUGAGCUUAUGCAUCACUUUAGAAGUAUGGUGAUAAUGAAAAUAAAAUUUGCAACAUUAUUUUUUUUACAAUAAAACAAUGUAUUUUUCCUCCAUAGAAGAAAUAUGAAACAUAAAUAUAUUUAUUUUCUUCAUGCAGACUGUAUAUUUAUUUAGUUAUUUUUUCUCCAUGGUCUUGGAGUGUAAUUUAUGUUCUUUUUUUGAUCUUGGCAAAUCCAAACCCGAAUUAAUUAAAUGAAAACAUAUAAUAUGUUAUGUGUUUACUUUGGUUGAUACCAAGAGAUACUCCCUAUUGUUAGAUUUUCCAUGUUAAGAAUGCAACUCAAAGGGAUUUUUGUUUUCCAUAAUGAAUAUGACACUAUCAAGAAUUUUUACCAUUUUUGUUGUGAUAUAAAGCCUUGCAAAUUUGAAAUUAAUAAGGCCUAAUGCUGCAGUUCAAGAUGUUAUCAUUGUAUAAUAGACUGUGGAGUGGGGAACAGAUACAAAAUUGUGUGGAAUGUGGUUUUAUAAUUAUAAAUAAACCCAUUGCUGCUGGUCAUCACUCUGUCUACUGUAGUUUAUUUUGUGAAUUUUGUUUGCUCAUUUGAUGGCUCCAUCCAUCAAGGAACCAAUUAGUAAGCCUAUGUGACCUCACGUGAUUUGUCUUUUCCUUGGGUUUUCAUGAAAAUUUAUUUUUCUCAAUUGCUAUUGACAUUGUUGUUAUUGCUAUUGACUUUAUGAUUAUUGUAAUGUUAACAAAACUAACAGCAAUGGCAGAUUUUUUUCUCCAAAAAUCAAGGAAAAGGGUAAACAAAUGAGAGAGAUAGGACAAGUAAUUGACUAUAGUGAUUAAGUACAUGUGGAGCCAUCUGUGCGUAAAGACAAUUGAUAAACAAAAAACGUGUUAGACAUAGUAUGUAUUUUUGCCAUCCCAACAUUGGGUUAAGGAGGAUUAUUUUGAUGAUGUUAGUGAUAAACUUUUUGCAGAGGGCUUCAUUUUUCACAUCAUAAACAGAGAAGAUGCUCAUAAUCUGCACAAGUAAUUUCAUUCACUUAAAACUUUUUAAUAAUAUUUAAUAUGAUAAUAUUUUAUUUGUUUGGGCCAUUCUCAUUAAAUUUAUGCUGUAAUAGUUUGCAGUAGAUUAUUAAAGGACCAAGUUAAAGAUCUUAUUAUAUGCUGUGUUGCACAUUAUUUACUUGACAGAAUAAAGGGGUAUAACUAUGUGUGAAUAUAUGCCAUAUUGAAGAUGUAGUUAAUGAGACUAAAUUGUUUUUGUUUUGAUAAUGAUUGCACUGUUAAUGCAUGUCAUAUGCAGUCUUUCACAUUUUUUAGAUUAUAAAAACAUAUAAUUCUGUGAUGCAUACAAUUUGCAAAAUAAUGUAUUGGCAUAUAUUUUCAUUUUAUGGAAAAGUGUUGUUUAUUCUCAUCAGAUUUCUUGUAGAUAGGAGUACUUAACAUAGUUGUGUAUUUAGUGAUCUCACCCAUUACAAAAGUUGAUGUACAUGUAUAUAAAUGGAAAUAUUUUUAGAAGUAGUUUUGUAGUGAUAUCUUUUAGGUUUCCUGUAUAUUUCUAUGUUUCUCAUGUGCUACUUUCCAGUCAAAGAGAAUAAUUUAAAAGUGUAGCUGUUUACAAUUUCAGUGAAAUAAGGAUAUAUAUGUGUUCACAUAAUUGGUUUGAUAAUAGAAUAUCAUGUAUCCUAUAUUUUUCUCCUUGUCUUAUGAUCUUCCAUUCUGAUAUUGAGAGCAAAAUCUGGAUAUUAAGUUGAACAAGUCAGUAUCACUUCAGAAUAUGACUGGUUAAUUACAGAUUAGGGUAUAAAUAUGCAAUACUGAUAAGCAGUUAUGUAGGAAGUGAGACGGAUAUGGUAAUAACAUCACACUGUUCACAUUGUCAGUCUGACUUAUGAUAAACCUGGGUACCAGUCAGUGUCCCAGUUUAUGAUUAUUUCCACCUUUAAAAAAUUGUCUUUCAUAAAGGAGAAUGGAAAAUCAGAUAUGGUUUACCAUUGUGACAAUGUUAGUUGACAAGUGAAGAAAUAUUACAAAUUUGAAUUAUUAUUGUUAAAAAGUUGCUUGCAGUCAUGUACAUACAAUAAACUAUAAAAUGAAA